Leishmania mexicana MHOM/GT/2001/U1103 is the source of this 423-nucleotide messenger RNA. RefSeq lists its product as hypothetical. Gene Ontology annotation, cellular component: mitochondrial inner membrane. The transcript has a single exon. The coding region runs from base 1 to 423 and encodes 140 amino acids. NCBI's taxonomy places the organism in Eukaryota, Euglenozoa, Kinetoplastea, Trypanosomatida, Trypanosomatidae. The record is from RefSeq and is a predicted model, not a curated record. Gene Ontology annotation, biological process: pyruvate import into mitochondria.
AUGUCUUCUACCGUGUCUGGUCAAACGAUCCCGAAGCUGUUUCCCAAGGCGUUCCACAGCUGGGUUGGAACGGGGCGCAUCUUCAACUUUCUCGCUCCGUACGAACAGAACCCCGUCAUUGCGUACCUCAACUCCAUCUACAACACCGCCCCCUUGUUCAAGUGGUCGCUCUCAAUCGUACCCCUUUACGGCAUCGUCUCUGGAUACCCGCCGGUGGAAAAGAUCGACUUCAACUCGAGUGCUGCCCUGUGCGCUACUGGUAUGGUGUGGUUCAUCUACGCACUACUCAUUCAGCCCCAGAACUCUGGAAGUCGCUCGCUGGCGUUGGUGAACAUCUGCUUGGCCACGGUUAACGGCUACAACUGCUACCGUAGCGCGCAGCACAGGCGCAUCCAGGCGGUCAAGGCAAAUAGCAUCGAAUGA